UGUGCUCUUGUUAUCAUCGUUGUCAUUCUUAUUCGCUUUGUGUCGCAAAGACAUUACAGUAAAAGGCUUGAUAUUACUUGCCCGCAACCCGACAUCCCCCAAUGUCCGAGCUUCUUUCCCCUCCUCCCGAUCCUGCCGGUGUGCCCCUCACCCAAACACAGAAAGAUUUGGUCGGAGGCUCAAUAGGAGGAAUUGCCCAAGUACUUGUCGGUCAGCCAUUUGACAUUGUCAAGGUCCGAGUGCAGACAGCUCCACCAGGAACAUAUUCUUCCCCAAUAGAUUGUGCCUCAAAGCUGCUCAAAGCCGAUGGUCCAUUAGGAUUUUACAAGGGCACUUUGACUCCCCUGUUAGGAAUCGGAGCUUGCGUUUCUAUCCAAUUCGGCGCUUUAGAAUGGGCGAAAAGGUUCUUUGCGCAACGGGCAAGAGGCCGAGAUUUGAACCUCGCGGAGUUUUGGCUCAGUGGGGCGUUUGCUGGGGUAGCCAAUACUGUUGUUGCCAACCCUGUUGAACACAUCCGUAUUCGCCUCCAAACGCAACCUGACACGUUGCCUCGCAUGUAUAACGGACCGUUAGAUUGUGCCAUCAAGCUUUACAAAAACGGCGGGGGUCUCAAGGGUGUAUUCAAAGGACAGGUGCCUACGAUGUUACGCGACGGUAUUGGCUAUGGUUGCUAUUUUUUAGCUUACGAGUCGCUUGUCCAACGACAUCUGCGUGCUACUAAUUUAAGCCGUGAUCAGAUUUCGCCCUUGUGGGCGGUCACUUAUGGUGCCGCCGCCGGAUACGCUCUUUGGUUCUCGAUUUACCCUGUGGAUGUGAUAAAGUCUAAAUUGCAGACUGACUCUCUUGACCCUACAAAGCAAAAGUUCAAGGGAUUAAUUGACUGCACUCGGCAGACUUGGAGGGCGCAAGGCGUGAAAGGCUUUUUAGGAGGUUUGGCGCCAACACUCAUACGUUCUCCAUUUGCCAAUGGCGCCACUUUUGUAGCUUUUGAACUUGCUAUGCGUGCUAUGAAUUGAUAUCUGUAGAGAAAAUGGUCGGAUUUAUUUAUAGUUGCUUCACAUGGACAGAGCUUAGAAACAAGCAUACUAUACCUGAAGCAUGUUAUGUGCAGUUUUCAGCAUAUAGAUACAAUCACUGAAUGAAGAUGUGAG
Cryptococcus deneoformans JEC21 is the source of this 1151-nucleotide messenger RNA. Its product is annotated as carrier protein ymc2, mitochondrial precursor, putative. Bases 102 to 1016 code for a protein of 304 amino acids. The transcript has 8 exons. Gene Ontology annotation, molecular function: L-ornithine transmembrane transporter activity. The record is from RefSeq and is a predicted model, not a curated record. NCBI's taxonomy places the organism in Eukaryota, Fungi, Basidiomycota, Tremellomycetes, Tremellales, Cryptococcaceae. Gene Ontology annotation, biological process: mitochondrial L-ornithine transmembrane transport.